AUGGCUCCAGACAAGCAUUUGAAAUCUACUACAAAUGAAACCUCCGAGCUAUAUGGAUGUAGAAUCCCAGCUGUCAUUCUAGGAGUUCUUGCAUGUGUGGGCCUUGAACACAUUUUCAAACCAGAGACUAAAGAAAUCAGUUGUUCUAUGAUCUGGGAUGGUUGUACUUCAGAGGAUGGCAAGAAAGAUUCUAGUAAUCAUCGUGGUUCUCAUCACUAUAUGCUAUUGCCAGACAAAGGGACUGAACAGAAGGAUACGACAGCAUCUUCAGAGCGAAAUAUAGCAUCAGAUGAGAUGCAUCCUAGUGACACUACAACUGACAACAACAAGCUUAAAUUUGUGAACAAGGAAAAUGCUGGCCAGCCUGUAAAGGAUCUGAUCCGAGAACCAAGAAGCUCCAGAAAGGGAUUGCAAUUAACUGAUGCAUCGUCUUGCAUCCCACAGAGUUCUAUUGGCAGAUCAACAAGGAAAAGUGUUUCAGAAACAUGCAAGUUCUUCUUUCCUGUUGCAAACAAGAUUGGCUUGGCUUCUGCAAGUUGUGAAGAUAAAUCCAGUGUGAUCAGCAGUGGAGCCAUUGUGUCCUUAAGUUCUAUUGAUCAAAGUAAGGGAAUGGAUUACCAGUCAAUCUCUGAUGAUACAAAGCUCUAUCCUCUCUGCUGCUCUGAUGACAAAGACGCCCUGCCCCUUGAACUUUGUUUGCCUGAUGAGGACAGCUUGAUUACAGUGGAUGAUUUCAGGAUUGUGACCUACAAGGAUAUGCUUGAAAAAAACCAGGUCAAAAGUAACAAGGUAACCCCAAGUGCACCAGUUGAUAGUUCUGAGAAGCCGAUGGACAUGAAAACUCGAAUCAAAGAUGAUAAACCUACUCCGGCCUACAAAAGUGCAGCACCAAUUUAUCAGUUGAAGGCACCUUACUCUGCUCCACCAGAACUUAUAAAUUCUCAAGUGAAAGCCAUUAAUCCAAAGUUCAAGCCUAUGAAUUCAUCCAACCAAGCUUUCUCUACAAAUGUGCUUCCCACCACUUACCAUCGGUCCCAAGCCAAACCAUAUCAGCAAACAGUUUCAACUACUUACAUGCAGGAGCUGUACCAUGUCCAAGCUUUUCCCUGGAGCUACCAGAUGUCAAGUUAUGGAUGUGUGCCACUGCCUGUGGCGCCAACUCCAGGGGUUUAUGGGGGGACUAAUCAAUAUAGAACUCAGAACAAUGCAGGGACAAGCUAUUACCUUGGUUGGCAAGAGUUGUGAAAUGGUAUUAACAACAGGGUUAGAUUGACUCUUCCAGUCAUUACAAAAUGCUAUUAUAGAUAUGAUCAGCUCUCAGAAGAAAUGUAAUAUUGUUCUAGCCUCCUAUGGCCUAAGUAGUAGGACAAAG
Argentina anserina (silverweed cinquefoil) is the source of this 1372-nucleotide messenger RNA. RefSeq lists its product as uncharacterized. The transcript is spliced from 2 exons. The coding region runs from base 1 to 1245 and encodes 414 amino acids. The record is from RefSeq and is a predicted model, not a curated record. NCBI's taxonomy places the organism in Eukaryota, Viridiplantae, Streptophyta, Magnoliopsida, Rosales, Rosaceae.